Molecule: messenger RNA, 1701 nt
Organism: Verticillium dahliae VdLs.17
Lineage: Eukaryota; Fungi; Ascomycota; Sordariomycetes; Glomerellales; Plectosphaerellaceae
Product: DNA recombination protein
Exons: 2
Coding region: 1-1701 (566 amino acids)
Biological process (GO): carbohydrate metabolic process
Cellular component (GO): beta-galactosidase complex
Molecular function (GO): beta-galactosidase activity
Source: RefSeq, a predicted model, not a curated record
AUGGCGAACAACAAUCUGCAAACACCGCACCUCGUCGACACCGAAUGGUCGAAGCAGCUCAUCGUCAAGGGAAAGCCCUUUCUCAUACGAGGGGGCGAGCUGCAGAACUCCUCGCUCACCUCCGCCGAGUACAUGAACACUGUCUGGCAGCAGAUGGUCGACACGAACGUCAACACGCUGCUGGGCUGCGUGACAUGGGAAGACAUCGAGCCCGAAGAGGACAGGUUUGACUUUGCGGAACUGGACAGCGUGAUUGAAGGUGCCCGCAAGCACAGUCUGCAUCUGAUCCUGCUGUGGUUCGGGUCGUUCAAAAACGGUCUUUCCACGUACACCCCCGGAUGGGUCAAGACGAAUGCAAGGCGCUUCCCUCGCGCCAAGCUGAGGAAGGCCGGCGGACGCCUAUGCACAGCUGAUGUCGUUUCCAUCUUCCACCCCGAAGUGCGCCGGGCGGACGCCAGGGCCUUCGGGACGUUGAUGUCUCACUUGAAAGCGUUUGAUGAGGCCCACUCGACCGUCAUCAUGGUCCAGGUCGAGAACGAGACAGGCCUGCUCGGCGACUCGAGGGACGGAUCUGACGUCGCCAACGAGGCCUUCGGCAAGGCUGUUCCUCAGGACCUUGUCCAACAUCUCGUAUCGGACUGGGACAACCUGCACGCGGACAUGAAGACGAUGAACCUGAGCCACUUUGACCCCAAAUCAGUGCCGGAAGACGGCAACUGGGAAACAAUCUUUGGCACCAGCCCACGUACGGAUGAGCUCUUCAUGGCAUACCACUAUGCCAAGUAUCUCAACGACGUGGCAGCGGCCGGCAAGGCCGAAUACGACAUACCCCUAUACACAAACGUGUGGCUGAACUAUGCCGGCGAGGAUUCGGACAACGAUUUCCCCAUCGUCGUUGGCGGAGGCGGUUCCCCCGGCGACUACCCAUCAGGCGGCGCGUGCUCCAACGUGUUGGACAUCUGGAUCAAGUUUGCGCCGCGCCUCGACUUCAUCGCACCCGACGUCUACCUCACCGAUUACGCAAGCUCAUGCGAAAAGUAUCGCCACCGAAACCAGCCCCUCUUCAUCCCUGAGCAGCGGCGCGACGACUACGGGGCGCGCCGUAUCUGGGCCGCCUACGGUACUUUUGCUGCCAUGGGCGUUUCGCCUUUUGGCAUCGACACGCUCGAGCCUGGCACGAACCCCUUCACCAAGCAUUUUGGCCUCCUCAAGUCGACUUCGGCCAUUGUGCUUGAUGCCCAGCGUCGCCGGGACACCUCGGUGGGCUUCUUUUUCGACGAGAUCCCCUCGGCUCCAAAUGCAAAAGACACGAGCCCCCUUGUACGCCGCACAUGGGGCGGAUUCCACAUCACUAUUGAACGGGCCUUCGUCUUCGGCAAACCUGGCCCCGGCGCCGGCAUGGUCAUCCAUCGCGGCGGUGGGAAGUUUCUGCUCAUUGGCUGGGGUUUUCAGGUGUCGGCCAAGGCUGGGGCCGAGGACAGCGUAUUCACCGGAAUCCUGCGAUUCGAGGAGAAGAAGAUUGUCAACGAGGCAACGGGUCAGCUCAAGACGGCGCGGGUGCUGAACGGGGAUGAGACGAGGAGCGGACAAGUGGCACUGAUGCCCAACGAGGAUCCAGACUAUGGCGGGUUCCCCAUCUGCGUGACCAUCCCAGCGAGGACCAUGAUCGCAGAAGUCCAAUUCUACUCCCUGACCGAAUAA